This is a messenger RNA of Trichosurus vulpecula (common brushtail), 6314 nucleotides long. It is a transcript of the gene KIF3A, whose product is annotated as kinesin family member 3A. Gene Ontology annotation, molecular function: microtubule binding; ATP binding; microtubule motor activity. The transcript has 19 exons. NCBI's taxonomy places the organism in Eukaryota, Metazoa, Chordata, Mammalia, Diprotodontia, Phalangeridae. The record is from RefSeq and is a predicted model, not a curated record. Gene Ontology annotation, biological process: microtubule-based movement. Bases 392 to 2572 code for a protein of 726 amino acids.
CCCGGCCUCAGGCCCGCGCCCACCAGGUGGCGGCAACCGCGCACCGAGGUUCUGGUGCAGGACGACGCGGAGCGUCCUGGGAGACCAGCCCGUGGGGAAGCGUCUGGGGAGGAGGGCGGCCCUUUAUUUUACAUUUUUAUUUGUUGAAAGAGCGAAGGAAAGAGAAAGGAGGGCGAGAGCCGGAUACGCAGGUGCAUCCCAAGGAACGUGGGGAGGAGGAAGCCUAGACUGCGCACGCGCAUCCUGGCCGCCGCCUCGCCUUCGGAGCCUGUGGCCUGGCAGUGCAGGCAGCAGCGCUUUGGACCCGACUGUGCCCGGGAGCUCGAGGUCUCGCUCAGCUGCGCGGAGGGGCGGGGAACCGGCCACCCCGCGCGGGUCAGUCUGGGCCAAGAUGCCGAUCAAUAAAUCAGAGAAGCCUGAAAGCUGCGACAAUGUCAAAGUUGUUGUUCGAUGUCGACCCUUCAAUGAAAGAGAAAAAGCAAUGUGCUACAAGCUAUCUGUUACUGUGGAUGAGAUGAGAGGAACUAUUACAGUGCAUAAAACUGAUUCUUCAAAUGAACCUCCAAAGACAUUUACAUUUGAUACGGUUUUUGGACCAGAUAGUAAACAACUUGAUGUUUAUAACUUAACAGCACGACCCAUUAUUGAUUCUGUUCUAGAAGGCUACAAUGGUACUAUAUUUGCAUAUGGACAGACUGGAACUGGAAAAACAUUUACCAUGGAAGGUGUACGAGCUGUACCUGAACUUAGAGGAAUUAUCCCAAAUUCAUUUGCUCAUAUAUUUGGUCAUAUUGCAAAAGCAGAGGGUGAUACAAGGUUUUUGGUUAGAGUAUCUUAUUUGGAAAUUUAUAAUGAAGAAGUGCGUGACCUUCUAGGAAAGGAUCAGACACAGAGAUUAGAGGUUAAGGAAAGACCUGAUGUGGGAGUUUACAUCAAAGAUCUGUCAGCUUAUGUGGUAAAUAAUGCAGAUGAUAUGGAUAGAAUUAUGACAUUAGGCCAUAAAAAUCGUUCUGUUGGAGCAACUAAUAUGAAUGAACACAGUUCCCGUUCCCAUGCUAUAUUUACAAUUACCAUUGAAUGUAGUGAAAAAGGUAUUGAUGGAAAUAUGCAUGUUCGGAUGGGCAAACUACACCUUGUAGAUCUUGCUGGUUCAGAAAGACAGGCAAAAACGGGAGCUACCGGACAGCGACUGAAAGAAGCAACAAAAAUUAACCUUUCACUCUCCACUCUGGGUAAUGUCAUUUCUGCCUUGGUUGAUGGAAAAAGCACUCAUGUACCCUAUCGAAAUUCAAAAUUGACUCGUCUUCUUCAGGACUCCUUAGGAGGAAACUCAAAAACCAUGAUGUGUGCAAAUAUUGGGCCUGCAGACUACAAUUACGAUGAGACUAUCAGUACAUUGCGAUAUGCUAACCGUGCUAAAAACAUUAAGAAUAAAGCUAGAAUUAAUGAAGAUCCAAAAGAUGCUUUGCUUCGCCAGUUUCAGAAAGAAAUAGAAGAACUCAAAAAAAAGCUUGAAGAAGGAGAAGAGAUUUCAGGCUCUGAUAUCAGUGGAUCAGAAGAUGAUGAAGAUGAAGAGGCUGAGUCAGGAGAACAUGGAGAAAAAAGGAAGAAGAGAAGGGGCAGUAGAAGCAGCAGUAGUUCAGAUUCUACAUGCUCUGUGGUAGAGAAACCCCUGGAUAAAUCCUUGACUAAUCAAGCAGGUAAAAAGAAGGUUUCCCCAGAUAAGAUGGUUGAAAUGCAAGCAAAGAUUGAUGAGGAGAGGAAAGCACUUGAAACCAAACUUGAUAUGGAAGAAGAAGAAAGAAAUAAAGCCAGAGCUGAACUAGAAAAGAGGGAGAAAGAUCUUCUUAAAGCCCAACAAGAGCAUCAGUCACUUUUGGAAAAAUUAUCUGCACUAGAAAAGAAGGUGAUUGUGGGAGGUGUUGAUUUGUUGGCCAAGGCUGAGGAGCAAGAGAAACUUCUGGAGGAAUCUAAUAUGGAACUAGAAGAAAGAAGGAAAAGAGCAGAACAACUUCGAAGAGAGCUUGAGGAAAAAGAGCAAGAACGCCUGGAUAUUGAAGAGAAAUAUACUAGUUUACAGGAAGAAGCUCAGGGAAAGACCAAGAAGCUGAAGAAAGUUUGGACGAUGCUAAUGGCUGCAAAGUCAGAGAUGGCAGAUCUUCAACAGGAGCAUCAGAGGGAAAUUGAAGGUCUUCUGGAAAAUAUUAGACAGCUUAGCAGGGAACUUCGACUUCAGAUGCUUAUUAUUGACAACUUUAUUCCUCAGGAUUAUCAGGAAAUGAUUGAAAAUUAUGUUCACUGGAAUGAAGACAUUGGAGAAUGGCAGUUGAAAUGUGUUGCCUACACAGGAAAUAAUAUGAGGAAGCAGACUCCAGUACCUGAUAAAAAGGAGAAAGAUCCCUUUGAAGUGGACCUUUCUCAUGUGUAUUUAGCUUAUACUGAGGAAAGCCUGAGACAGUCUUUGAUGAAAUUAGAGAGGCCACGCACUUCAAAGGGAAAAUCAAGGCCCAAAACUGGAAGAAGAAAGCGUUCUGCGAAGCCUGAGACUCUAAUUGAUUCUUUGCUUCAGUAAACUUUGACAAAUCUGAAACCACAAUAAAAUUAGCAUACGUUCCAAUGGUUGGCCUAGCUCUUUAGUUUGCCUGAAAAUAUUGAGGAUUUUUCUGUAAUUUGAUACAGCCAGGGCUACAAAAUAAUGCCUUACUCUGGAAUAAGAAUUAGAAAUGAUCUUGUGUCCACAUACUGUUAUGCUGUAUAUGUUAUAUUAACAUAACGUGUUCAAACAGUGUAACUAGUAGUUGUUAAAUUGUCGUAAUGUGCACUACUACUAUUUGUUUUGUGCAGGAAAAUUUGAAAGACCAUAUUGCACAGAGUGACAGUGUUAGAUGUGUAUUUAAAGUCAUGGGCUAUUUACCCAAUACCUUCAUAGAGAGAAACUGAAUUUUAAGACAUGAAAAAGCUAAAUGUCAUGUCAUGCCUCGCGCAUAGCAUAGAGACUGGCAGCUUCAGGUAUCCUGUGUUGUACUGUUGUGUUUGAAUGUGGUAGCUUUCAUCUAUGAUAUGGCUCUUUCUGAACACUAGAUCACCUUCUUUCACUAUUUAAAUACUUGCUCAUUGCAAUGGUAGUAUUUGCUGUAGUUAAUGUAUGAAAUGAAGCAGCUCAUCUAAAGAAAACAAAACACAUCUUUAUCAUGUCAACAAUUAAUGUACACUGACAAAUGUACUCCUUCCUCCUUUCUAACCUUCCUGUACCUCCAUUGUCUUACUGCUCAUUUAAAUUCAAAUGAAACAUACAUUUUUGCUUGGGCUAAUAAAGGCAGCAAAGCCUGUGGAUUUAGAUUUUCAGUGAAUUGUCACUAAUUUAAGGGUGCCACGUUUUUCACAACGAGUAAUUAGAGUUAGAGAAAUUAUAGGAGAUCAAGUAAGUUACUAAUUUAAAUGGCAUUGUAUUGCCAAUGCUGAGAUCCCAUUUGAUGUAUGGGUAGGUGAAUUGAUAUUUUGACUGCAUCUGAGUCUUUAUUUGAUUUUAAUUACUCUUUACAUUUUGCUUGAAAGAAGAAUUAUCAUUUUUCAUAAAACCCUACAUGCUUAAUGAACAAGCAAACUUAACAGAAAUGAACCAUUGACAGAAGAUGUCUAUCAAGAGCUUUGCAGAUCCAGUUGGUGUUGGAGUGUAAGUGUAAGAAACUAAACAAAAACACUCACCUGGAAGAUGUUUAGAGAAGAAUAACUUCCUUUUCAAGCUGGAGACUUUAAUUUCCCUUCUUCAGAUUUCCUGUGCUUUGGAAGUGUGGAGCAUACAUCUUUACCUCUUUUCACAUGGUCAUUUGAGUGAGGCCAUCUCCCUAUUUAGAAAUGGUUGUUUGUUAGUUAUGAUUAAAAAAUAUACAAAGAAUCUUAUUAGAAACUCAUUCUUCUUGUGGUUAGUCAGCUACUUACAAAACUGAUAGUUACUUUUUUUGAGUAUUGCAUUUCUACCAACCACUAGCAUUUUAAUUUUUUGUGUGAAUUUUUAGACUUAAAAAGUAGUGUUAGCUAAUUCUAAACUACCACGGUUUCAGAGUCUUAAAUCUUCAAAAACGAGUAUUUAUUAACUUAACAUGAUUUCAGUAAGUAUUUUAGAUGUUUAUUUAUGAUUUUUUUAACUAACUAAAGGGGUGAAAAAUUGGUGUUACCUCCAAGAAGGAAGAGCACUGAGGUCCUUGAGUGUGAUGAGUAUAAUCGAUAUUCUCUUUGUAGGAUGUGAGAGGUUUUAAAAUCUGUAACACUUUCUCAUGUGGGAUAUAUGGUUAAAAUACUGUGAAGACUUUAGUGAAUUUGUGUCCUGAAAACAGUGUCAGUAAGAUUCCUUAAAAGUUGACAUGUUUGUCAGAGACCUAUCAGGCACUGGAGGCCAAGUGGCACUGAGGAGAGAGCAGUAGAUCUGGAGUCAGGGUGUGGGUUCAAAGCUAGGCCUGGGACUAAUCGACCUUUGUGACCUUGAACAAGCCGGUUAACCUCUCUGAGCCUCAGUUUUCUCAUCCAUAAAAUGAGGGUGUUGAAUGAGGGUACCUCUGGUCCCUUCCACCUCUAAAUCUAAACUCCUAUGAACUCUGGGAGUAAUUUCUGCAGAGAAAUCUUUCUUGUCCAAUGGAAGCAUAAUUUAUAUUUUUUCCUUUUAAGAAUACACUCUGAAAGUCUUUAACUCAACGAAAAAAUAGUUUGCUGUAAUAAGGGAAGUGUCUUUGAUUAUAAUAGUAUAACAUAUAAUAGUUUACAUUUACAAAGUGCUUUAAAGUUCCCAAAGCACUUUAUGUGUAUUUUCAUUUGGUACUCAAUAACCUUUUGAGAUAGAAAGUAUGUGUUACUAUCCCUAUUUUACUGAUGAGAAAUUUGAGAUUCAGGAGUUAGGCAGUAUUUUGCCUGACGUCACACAGAGCCGGAAUUUGAAUCCAAGGCUUCCUGACUCACAAUAUAGCAUUCUUUUCACUGCAUUAGAACAUAGAAUUAUUUCUUGGGUCUUUUUUCCCUCAGAAGUACAACUCAAAUCCAUAAAAACAAAACUGUUAUAUUUUUAAUGAUUAAGAAAAAUUAGUGUUUAUGCUAGACCUUUUGUGCUAGAUGAGCAUUAUAUUUUUAGCUUCGUGAGACACUGACAUUAGAUUUAUUGACCAGGCAGAUUUAAAGGAAGGGAGGGACUGAAUUUUCGGCCAUUUAAUAGUUAUGAUAAAAUUUACAGAAAUAUUAUGCUAGCAUGAAAUAAACUCAUAAGGCUCACUAUGUUUAAAAAUCCACAGACUGAGUUUGUAGGGACUUCAGUGAUAAUUCCAUGAAAGUGCACAACACAUAGACAUUUUUAAAAUGAGUGGAUUUAUCCACUGUGUAGAUAAACUUGGUCUAAAAUAAAAAUAAUUAGGUUCUCAAGUGAUGAGUAUUUCUUAUGUUCUCCCUUUGAUUUAAAAAGUAAUAGGAAUUAUUUAUUGAAAGUGGCAUUGACAACAUUGAUAGGGGUGGAGAUUAUUAGUUUAUAGUUUGUGAUUUCAUAACCUUUUUUAGGUUAUUAAAAUGUAGUGGCAUUUUCCAUACUAUACACAAUUCUCCAAUGAAUUAAAUACUAGUUAACUAACUACUAAACCUCUUAUGAAUAUGCACACAGGAUGUUGUAUAUUUUUCUCAUAUCACAGUUGUUAGUUGGCAUGUCUGUUAAAACCUUCUGGGUGGGUGGGGGGAGGGAAAGGUUUUUAAAAAUUUCUCCAAUAAAAACAUUUUGAUAUUUGAAAAUUGGGUUCAGCUAAAAUUCUCUUAGCCUUGAAUGUUUUGCUUUUUCUAUGGUCCAUUUUGCCUGUAACACUCAUUUUAGUUUUAAUAUAUGUUAGGCCUUAUAUUUUUCUUUUGCUUUAUAAUCUAUUUUUAAUAAUUUGUCUUUCCCCUGAAAUCAUGUCGUAGAGAAUCUCCCCCUCUUCCCUCCAAGGAUGGGCUAAGGAAAGAUCAUUUUCCCAUUAGAACUUACUGGUGUUUGGUCAAGUUUUAAUGUAUGUUAAUACUUUAAUGUUAUUUAAUUACUCCUGGUUCUAAAAUGCUAGAAAAGACAUUUCCCUUAGUGCCUUUGAUGAAUUUACACUGUAGUCUAAACAUAUAAACUUUUAGCAACAUUGCUGUUUAUGAGCCCUAAAUAAACAUUGUACAGUUAGCUUCAUUUGGAUUAUUUCAUUAAUUUUGAACGUAAUGUUUGUCUAAUUUUUAUGUAAAAAUUUUAUUUAUGUUGUAAAUACCAGUAUUGUAUGUGUACAUGCGGCAUGUUCAUCCUGAUGAAUAAAAGUGUUAAGGUUAAUGUA